Centruroides sculpturatus (bark scorpion) is the source of this 2460-nucleotide messenger RNA. RefSeq names its product bone morphogenetic protein 1-like. The transcript is spliced from 13 exons. The record is from RefSeq and is a predicted model, not a curated record. Gene Ontology annotation, molecular function: zinc ion binding; calcium ion binding; metalloendopeptidase activity. NCBI's taxonomy places the organism in Eukaryota, Metazoa, Arthropoda, Arachnida, Scorpiones, Buthidae. Gene Ontology annotation, biological process: proteolysis. Bases 38 to 2023 code for a protein of 661 amino acids.
UGCAAACGUUAAUUAAUAAACGUUGAAUUGUGGUGUAAUGUUGUCAAUUGUAAAAUUCGCCAUUUUUUUGGGAUUACUUCUUCUUUGUCAACAUCAUACCGAUGCUAAGAAAAUUAAAGGGGAUGAACGGACUGUUGUAUCCGGUGACAUUUACGUAGCUCCUAAAGCUGUUCAGGAGAAUGAAGAUGAAGUGGAGAAUUACAAACAAGGCAUCAGAAGAAGAUCUCGAAAACAGGCACAAAGCCUUCAUACUGGAAGCGAAGAAUGGAAGAGAACAGUGGCGAUUGCCGACAGGAGUUCUCUCUGGAACGAUGCCAUUGUACCGUACGAAAUCUCUCCAAAGAUCAGUGAAAGUCUAAGAAGAACAAUACGCACGGCUAUAAGAAAAUGGGAAUCGGACACGUGUUUGAGAUUUGUUCCUGCCGAUGAAACGAUCCACGAAUACAGCGUGUAUUUUGAAAAUGAAGGAGUUUGUGGAUGCUGUUCUUACGUAGGAAAGUAUGGUAGGAAACAAGAAAUCACUUUAAUGGAAGGCGGUUGUAACUUCAUCAGUGUUGUAUUGCACGAAAUAGGACACGCAAUUGGAUUUCAUCACGAGCAGAUGCGACCAGAUCGGGAAAAGUACAUUAAAGUUUUGUACAAACAUAUCAAGGAAGAAUUUUCAGGUCAAUAUGAAAAACUGUCAGAAGAAGAUAUAGACACGUUAGGAUUUACAUACGAUUUCGAUAGUAUUAUGCACUAUACCUCCGAUUCCUUCAGUACUGGUGGAGAAACCAUGGCUAUUAUCAAUAACCACACCGGCAUUCCUCUGAAUGAACAAAGACAUUUCUUGAGCCGAUCGGAUAUCGAAAUCGCUAACAAACUUUACAGCUGUCCAGCUUGCUUAUUUAAUCUACGAGAUAAAAGAGGAACAAUAUACUUCAACACUUCUAUGACUGACGAAUUAUAUUGCGAGUGGUUCAUCAAAAGGGAGGAGGGAGAAUAUAUCGAGUUCAUUGUCGAUUACGUUAACAUCCCGGAUAACGAAAACUGUACCAAAGAUUACUUGGAUUUUCUCGAUGGAUAUUCGUUUUCUUCUGGGUAUUUAGAUUCUCUUUGUGGGAAUAAGACUGUGCAGGACUUCUACAUAACUACUUCUAAUCAUCUUUUCGUCUUAUUUGAAAGAUCAGAUCGAGCGAAUUUCGCGGAAUUCUCCUUCAGAUAUAAAGUCGCCUGUGGAAGGGAUAUCGAAGCAGACGAAGGCUUAAUUAAAAGUCCACGAAAUUCUGCAGAUUAUCCCUACAGUAAGGAUUGUAUUUGGAUCGUAACUGUUCCCGAGGAUUAUAGAGUGGCCUUGCACUUCCAAACAUUCAAUCUCGGCAACAACGAAACAGAUUGUAAUUCUACAUACGUGGAAAUCUGGGAAUAUGCUGAAAAUGCCAAGAAUCUAAUGCAUACCUUUUGUGGCUCCGAGAUUCCUCCAGAUGUUCUGUCUUCAAGAAAUAUUUUAGAAAUUAAAUUCGUGUCUGAGGUGUGGGAAGAGAGAAUUGGUUUUUCGGCUUCUUUCGUAAAAGAGAUCAACGAAUGUGAGUCUGGUGAUAAUGGUGGAUGCAGCGAUUUGUGCGUUAAUACAAUAGGAAGUUAUUAUUGCGAGUGUAGAAAGGGAAGACGAUUGUUUCCGGAUAAACAUCGAUGUGAAGAGUAUUCCGAUAAAUGUGGUGGAAUUUUGAACGUGACCAAAUCCACAAUUAUCACUAGUCCUUCGUUUCCCAAUCCUUACCCCAGAAACAUAAAGUGCAAAUGGGAGGUCCUUAACGAGAAUUUCAUCAUAUCAUCCCUCCACAUGGACUUCCAAGAAACCGAAGAUGAAUGCGUUGAUAAGAUAAAACUGAGUAGCACCCGAAAAAAUCGUAUUAUAAGGACGAAUUUAUGUGGCGAUUUUCAGUCCUUGAACGUCACUCAGGUUUCAAAUUUUACCAUGGAGUUCGAAUCGGAUUUGCUAAUUCAAGAUACCGGAUUUGCCAUUUUGUUCGAACCUUUGUAAAUAUGUAAACUUGAUGGAAUUGGUUAAAAUAUACAGUAUUACGUUUUGAAAUGAUAAAUGGUUAAUUGAAUAGUUUGUUGAAGAAUUAUUGAACAGGGCACGCGAUGUACAAGAUGGACUGAACAAUUUGUUCAGUGUUAUAUUUUAUACGAAGAUAUUCCGCACAAUUAACGUACAAUCCCCAAUCUCUCUGUAUCUUUUUACGUACCUAUAAAAUAUAAUCUAGUUGGGUAAAAAAGUUGUAGAUCUAUAAAUUUUCACUGUCGUCCAUAUGUCUGCUCUUCCUUAAUCUCGAGAAUGGAGUUAAAUAUGAGAGAGACAAAAUCAGAUGUGGAAAUUGUAGGGGAGGGAGAUAUCGAUUAACUAUAUAUCACGUUAUUUUAAUUCAAAGUUUUUUGCUGAAAUAGGAUCUCUUUGUGUACGAAAAUUUUUUUAAA